Vicugna pacos (alpaca) is the source of this 1996-nucleotide messenger RNA. It is a transcript of the gene IL17B, whose product is annotated as interleukin 17B. Gene Ontology annotation, cellular component: extracellular region. Lineage: Eukaryota; Metazoa; Chordata; Mammalia; Artiodactyla; Camelidae. Gene Ontology annotation, biological process: inflammatory response. The record is from RefSeq and is a predicted model, not a curated record. Gene Ontology annotation, molecular function: cytokine activity.
GACACAUAGACCCUGGGGUCACCUGAGCUCACAAAAUUGUGGCCAGACCCUGUGAAGCCCAGAGCUCUCUCAGCCAGGAGGGUGGGCCCAAGGGGUAGAAAGGAGAGUUCGCUGAGCAGUGAGAACUGAGCUAGCUCUAAUGCUAAUUGGAACAGCUAACAUUUACAGAUAACAAUGAUACAAUUAUUUUACAAUGAUAAUUUUCAUAAUAAACAGCUGUGUUAAUUGAGCACCUACUACGUGCCAGGCACAGUGCCAGCUGUUUAACAUAGGUUUUUCCCCUUACUCCUCGUAACAGCCCCAAGAGAUGGAUCCUAUGGCAUCCCCGUUCUAGAGAUGGGGGAGCCGAGGUUCAGAAGGAUUUCAGGGAGAAACGGUUUAGGCUACUGUCACUUCUUGGCCAUGACUCCUAUUUUACAGAGAAGGAACCUGAGUCUGAGAGAGAAUGGAAGUCACAGGGGCAGGCCCUUGGGGCAGAGACCUUCUAUACAGGAAGGGGAAGGCUGCAUCUGAAAGAUCAGGACAACCAGUCAUCAAGUCCUCAUGGACCUGUGACUUGGCCUGCAUGAGAGCACGCAGAUUCAGAAACAUGUUCACAGCAGGCCAGAACUCUGCAGAAAAUAUGCCAAGAAAAACAGUGUAGGGUGGUGGAUAAAGCCCUGCAUGGGACUCGGUAUGAAUCCCGGCUCUGUCACCUCUAAUUUGUCGUAUAAUCCUAGACAAGUCCCUUCUUCGUUCUGGCCUCAGUUUCCCUGCCUGUGAACUAAGGGUGGGACUCUGGUCACCGAGGGCCGCUUAGCUCACCUGAGGCUGGCUGAGGCCAGAGAGCCUGAGGCUGUUUCCCUGGGAGAUGGGGCCUGUGUCCCGCUCCUGGCCAGCACGCUCUGAGAACAUUUGCUCUCCUGACCAACGGACAGCCUGUCCCUCCUCCGCCCUUGCCCCCUUGCCAUCCCCCAAACUGACGAAGCUGAUUGUCUUAGCCGGCCCUGUGGGUGCUGGCUGGGCGGCCGGCCGCAGGCCACAGGCGGAGGUGCCACCCGCCAGAGCCCCACCAGACACACAGGGCAUUGUCCCUCAGUCAACAGCCCCUGGGCACCUCGGCCCGGCUCCUGGCCUGCCCCCACGGCCCUCACCGUCUGCCACUGCGCCAGGUCCAGCCAGCUGGGGCCCAAGGCGCCCGGGCAAUGAUGAGCCCACCCACCCACUCCCCCAGCAGCCCCCUGACGAGCUAUAAUUGCUUCACUCCAUCCUGUUGCUGCCAUUCUCUUGGCGGAGGCAUCUGGGGUUCCAGGCGGGCGGCAGCUGCAGGCUGGUCGCCUGGCUCACAGGAUGGACUGGCUGCACAACCUGCUGUUCCUUCUCACCAUCUCUAUCUUCCUGGGUCUGGGCCAGCCCAGGAACCCCAAAGGCAAGAGGAAGGGGCCAGGGCGGCCUGGGACCCUGGCCCCUGGGCCUCACCAGGUGCCACUGGACCUGGUGUCCCAGGCAAAGCCAUAUGCCCGCAUGGAGGAAUAUGAGAGGAACCUUGGGGAGAUGGUGGCUCAGCUUAGGAACAGCUCCGAGCCGGCCAGGAAGAAGUGUGAAGUCAACCUGCAGCUGUGGCUGUCCAACAAGAGGAGCCUGUCACCCUGGGGCUACAGUAUUAACCAUGACCCCAGCCGCAUCCCUGCGGACCUGCCGGAGGCACGGUGUCUCUGUCUGGGCUGCGUGAACCCUUUCACCAUGCAGGAGGACCGCAGCAUGGUGAGCGUGCCCGUGUUCAGCCAGGUGCCAGUGCGCCGCCGCCUCUGCCCGUUGCCGCCGCGCACCGGGCCCUGCCGCCAGCGCGCUGUCAUGGAGACCAUCGCUGUGGGCUGUACCUGCAUCUUCUGAGACAGCCCUUCCUGCACCCCCAUGCCAAGCAAGGCAAUGGAAAGUAAAGGCUGUCUUUUGUAAAGCAAGACUUUGGGUUUGCUCCUUGUGGCUCUGAAGCCAAAACAUGGGUGGGAGGUAGAUU